AUGACGCUGUGGAAUGGCUCCUACCCCUUCUACCCCGGUGCCAAUGCCUGUUUCCCCUUUGACACCACCCGGGCUGUCAUCAUCACCGUCUUCCUCUCCAUGUUGGCCACUUUCAUCAUCAUCCUGCCAGGGAUCCGGGGCAGGGGGCGACUCUUCUGGUUCCUGCGGCUGGUGAUGGGACUCUUCGUGGGGGCCGUGCUCCUCACCCUACAGUUCACCAGGGACUGGGAGACUGGCUGGGUGCAGGCAAACACCUCCUACAAGUCCUUCAGCCGUGCUGUGGUGAAUGUGGACAUCGGGCUGCACAUCGGCCUGGAGGGGGUGAACAUCACACUCAAGGGAAACCCAGUGAACCAGAUCAAUGAGACCAUCAACUACAACGAAUACUUUUCCUGGAGCUUCGGUUCAAACUAUGACCACAGCUACAGAGAGGGGCUGGAGAAGGGGCUGCCCAGCCCCAUCCUCUAUGUGGCAGAGAAGUUCACCUCGCAGAGCCCCUGCGCUGUGCACAGGCAGUAUCGCAUCUCUGGCCACUACGCCUCGGCCACGCUCUGGUUGGCCUUCUGCACGUGGCUCAUUUCCAUCUUGCUGUUCUCCAUGUCCAUCCUGCUCCAUGGUGGUUACAUGCUUUUUCUCACUGCCACGGUGAUCCUCUUCUCACUGCUCUUCUUCACUGUGAGGAACAUGGUCAAGUGCCCCAUCCAGUUUGGUCCAGUUUCCUUGAAAACAGACUAUGGUGAAUCCUUUUGGCUGACAUUAGUGACAGGGCUGCUGUGCCUGCUGCUGGGUUUGAGUGUCAUCAUCCUGAACUCUGUGGAGCCGGAGAAGCUGAAGCUCAUCUUUAACCUGGACAAGAGAAAGGGAGCAGAGGAGGUGUGGGACAAGCCCUGCCUGCUGACUGAGCCCAGCUGCUCUGUGCAGGACGUGCCGAUGGUCCCACCAGGAGAGCUCUUCGAGGUGACAGCCACCCAUCUGUGA
Messenger RNA from Empidonax traillii (willow flycatcher), 978 nucleotides. Its product is annotated as dual oxidase maturation factor 1-like. The transcript is spliced from 6 exons. Lineage: Eukaryota; Metazoa; Chordata; Aves; Passeriformes; Tyrannidae. Gene Ontology annotation, cellular component: endoplasmic reticulum membrane. Gene Ontology annotation, biological process: protein transport. Bases 1 to 978 code for a protein of 325 amino acids. The record is from RefSeq and is a predicted model, not a curated record.